Batrachochytrium dendrobatidis JAM81 is the source of this 1503-nucleotide messenger RNA. RefSeq lists its product as uncharacterized. Bases 1 to 1503 code for a protein of 500 amino acids. The record is from RefSeq and is a predicted model, not a curated record. The transcript is spliced from 4 exons. NCBI's taxonomy places the organism in Eukaryota, Fungi, Chytridiomycota, Chytridiomycetes, Rhizophydiales.
AUGGCAUCUAUUCCUAUAUGGGUUAUAUUUAUCGCUGCUACAGCAGCCUUUUAUGUGCUAUUUGUCGUUAUAGAGAGCUCAAAACUCAUUCCAGGUUUAAACCAGGCAGUACAAUCAACUAUAGAGGCCACGAGCUCCAAUGCAAAGAUACUCACCGAAUCUUCAUCCAUAGCUGCGUUUAUAUCUCUGUUUGUUAUUGUCUGCACAGGCAUUGCUGGUGGAAAGUUGGCUGAAAGAUUCAAACAGGCUCCCAUGCUAGGAAUGCUUAUUGCUGGCUGUUUGGUUCGCAAUCUGUUUCCCUUGCUCAUAGUACCCAUUCCACAUUCGUGGACUACCAGACUGUGGGCAAUUGCCCUCGCUAGUGUCGUUGCACGCGCAGGGCUGUCGAUUGACCGCCACACUAUCCAUGCCAACCUCACCACCACUCUUGCUGUGGGAAUUAUUCCAGUCUGUACUGAGGCUAUAGUAUUGGCAGGGUUGGCAUCUAUUGUAUUGAAACUACCAAUUGCAUGGGCUUUUACAUUGGCAUUUGGUGUGGCCUCGAUUUCUCCUGGUGUUGUUGUGCCACUAGUGCUCAAUAUUGCUGAACGUCCAGAAUGGAAAACAAAUAGACUUCCUCCAUUAAUGCUUGCUGCAUUGGGCGUAGAUGUGCUGGUUUCUACUACUUGCUUUGGUAUCGCACUUUCAUCCGCAAUGGGCCACUACCAUGAACACAAUGACUGGAUCCAUGAUGCAUGGUUUACGCGUGCACUAGAGGAAAUCGUUGGCGGACUGCUUGCUGGUACUUGCAUUGGGUUUAUUGCAUACAUGUGCAUGCGAAAUCAGAUUAGAGACUGGCUUUCUUUUUGGGUUGUUUUUGCGUGUAACUGUAUCGCAACGAUCAUUGGCAAAACAAAUGGGUUUACUGGUGCCGCGUCUUGCUCGACUAUCUUGACCUGGGCAAUCAUUGCCAAUUCAUGGUCUAGACCAAAUAUAGAAGCUGCAGAUACAAGGCUUAAACUCAUUUGGAAAGCAUUCAAGCCGUUCCUAUUCCCAGUCAUUGGUGCAUCUGUUUCAUUCAAAGAAAUGCCACUUUAUCUGUUCACUACUGCUCUACUACUGGUAACAAUCUCUGUACUGGUAAAGCAAGUCUCGUGCUUUUGGGUAACUCGUGCCGUAAAUCUUUCUGAUGAGGAAGCUUAUUUUUGGUGUGGAAUGUGGACCGGCAAAGCCAGUGUACAGGCGACACUGUGCGGAGCUGCUUUAGAACUGGUCCACCAUCAAGGAUUAGAAGGCUCACCACAAGAAGCCCAUGCGCGCGUGGUAUUUUGUGGAAUGAUUUCGGCCAUUUUGAUUGGAGUGCCCUUUGCAUCUGGCUGGGCAUCGUCCUAUGGUCCUGGAACAAGUAUACCCAUGCCUAGCACUGAAUCAGGACUCUGUACUACGAUUUUACCAGUGAUUAUACCGUCUCUACUGAGUAAAUCGGAGCGUAAAACCAGUGAAGAUUUGUCCUUGCGUUCUUGA